AUGGCAUCAAUGCGCCGUUUCUUCCUUUCGGUCCAACCUUCAUUGAUUACUGCCCGAUCAUUGUCAUUUACCUAUGCUCGAACGGCGAGCACAAGCUCAAGAACGACCAUCCCACACCAGGACCUCGGUGUAGGUGAGAUUACGGGUGCCGAAUUUAAAAUUGAGCCUUUACGCAGAGAUGGCGAAGAUUUAAAUACCAUACGUGCUCGAUUACAAUAUCAGUGUCGCAAAAGAGGUACACUUGAGAGUGAUCUCUUGAUGUCCACAUUUGCUGAAGCGCAAUUACGCCAUAUGACGAAAGAACAACUCGUACAACUAGAUUUAUUUCUCGAUGAAAAUGACUGGGAUAUUUAUUACUGGGCCACUCAAGAACCCCCUUUUGAACCUCAGGAGGCAACUAAAUCUGAGAAUGAAGGUAUCCUAUCUAGUUCUACAAGUCAGGAUAAAGUUCAAGAAGCUACAAAUAGAAUAUCAGAAGAUAAGCAGUCACAACUGGAAUCGAACACAGAUGCAUGGCGAAAUGGAGAGCCACGUAGUGGAGAGUGGCCUCAGACUGUGGGUACAUUCAAACCGGAAUAUCGACCAAUUCCGGCAAGGUGGAGGGAUAGCGAAAUACUCGCCCUUCUUCGAACUCACGUGCGAUCUAGAUCAGCUGGUGGAACUCAAGAAAAUAGUAACACUUGUGAGACAAAUACUGGUGGAGCUUUGUUAUAUAUUUGUGUAUGGGUAUCUUUUCACUGUCAUUUGCAUUUGAUCAAUACCAGGUAA
Molecule: messenger RNA, 768 nt
Organism: Blumeria graminis f. sp. triticale
Lineage: Eukaryota; Fungi; Ascomycota; Leotiomycetes; Helotiales; Erysiphaceae
Source: the annotation of a GenBank genome assembly